This is a messenger RNA of Poecile atricapillus (Black-capped chickadee), 5186 nucleotides long. It is a transcript of the gene SPDEF, whose product is annotated as SAM pointed domain containing ETS transcription factor. Gene Ontology annotation, molecular function: DNA-binding transcription factor activity, RNA polymerase II-specific; sequence-specific DNA binding. NCBI's taxonomy places the organism in Eukaryota, Metazoa, Chordata, Aves, Passeriformes, Paridae. Gene Ontology annotation, biological process: regulation of transcription by RNA polymerase II; cell differentiation. Gene Ontology annotation, cellular component: nucleus. The record is from RefSeq and is a predicted model, not a curated record. The coding region runs from base 4159 to 5172 and encodes 337 amino acids. The transcript has 6 exons.
CGGGGUGGCACCGAACCUGGGGGUGCUGGGGGGGGACCGAGGUGGGAAUGGUGGGGAGCUGGUGGUCCAGGGACUGGUGUCUUCAUCCGCCUCCCCCAGCUCGUCCUUCCCCAGCUGCCCUCCCAGACACGGCCAGGCUGCAGAGGCAGGACUGGGGCAGCCCAGAGACAGACCCUGUCACCUCCUGGUGCCUCUGAAAGGUGCCGGGUGACCACCAAGGUCUCUGUGCUCAGCAAAGGGAUGGCACCUAGACCCCUCAUGCCAUCAGUGUGGAGCAGACACCAACCCUUGUGCAGCUGGAUGGAGCCGACUCCUCCAGUACCCCCUUGGCACCCUCGGGGGCUGCCCUGGGGUGCAGGUGACACCGCGGUCCCCUCGCAGCGGCACGGGAGCAACCAGGAGCCACCUCAUGCAGUGGGGAUGGAGUGUGGGAGCAGCGAGCAGGAGCUGGAGCAGGCUCCGAAGGGGGACCGAGUGGCAGAGCAGGGCCGGGAGCCCCGGCUCCUCUAUCAGGGUGGGCCGCGGGCGGGGGCACGGCAAUAACGCGGCUGUUUGCCCCGAGCACACACGCGGCCCCGUAAAUGGCAUUUAUGGCAGCAGCUGGGAGAUGGGGGAGCCGGGGGGGUAAUAAAAAGAAUAAAGAGGAGCGGCCCCGCUCGCCCUGGGACUGCAGGGGAAAUGGGUAAGGUCUGGCUGGGAUAAGGAGGAGCCAGAGGGGAUUCCGGUGGUCUGGAGCAAUCCCAGCAGUUCGGGAGCUCUGGACGCUCUCCCAGGUAAAUCUGCGCAGGGACAUUGCUCCAUCAAAAGCAACCUCCGCGCACACCUGUGGGUUCCUGCACCUCUGCUCCCUGACCCUCUGGGUAAUUUUGGGCUCUGCUGGAGGGACCUUCUCUUCUCCCAGGACCCCUCCAAGGCGUGGGGAGAAUGCAUUAAAGGAACUUCAACCAUUUCAACCAUUUCCAGUCUCCUUGAGCUGCAAAAAAGCCUCAGAGCACCCAUCCCGCAGCCUGGGAGUGGGGAAUGCUCCUGUCCCAUUAUCGCCCUGUGGCACAGACAUCGGGUGCAGGAUGUGGCCUCUCAGAGGGACUCUAGUUCUACUCAGGGGCCACCACUGUCCCAAAAGUUGUGCAGGAGCUGGAGCACAGGAAGCCCCACCACUGCAGGGGACCAGGAAACACAGCUGCGUGUGGGGACAGGUCGGGCUCCAUGCUCUCUGUGGUUUGUGCAGUGACAUCAAGGGCCUUCAAUAGUUUUAUUAUAUGUGACAUGGCUGCUUAUCUAUUAUUCUUGUGAUGCAGCCAGAGAUUAGCUGCAGGCAGGUGGGCAGAGAUUCCUCCAGGCUGAUUCAUGAGUCGUUUCUCCAUCUCUCCCCUCCGGCCACGUUCCCAAGCACUGAAGUUUCAGCAGUGGCAAAAGACACCGGAUUCGGAGCUGAUGGGUUGACAGGGAGGACAAGGAAAAAGUACCGAAAACUGCGCACACAGGGCAGAAAAGCCAGACUUCAUUUCCCUCUUUUGUUGUUCCUCAGGUGUUGCAAUCUCUCCUUUUCCUGGUUUGCAUGUGCAAGCAGAGCUGUGCCGAGCUGUGAUUGCGAAAGGUGUCGAGGAGAGCCCGGCACAGCCAGAGCCCAGUGUGGCCAGAGCCUUGUGUGGCCAAAGCCCAGCACAGCUGGAGCUCCUAGAAACUGGUGAUACUGGGUGGCUCCAGCCUCCGAGCCCUCUGGGAGGGAAGCAGAGGUCUCGUUUUGAGGCCUUUCACCCAGUUUUGCAGCACUGUGCUGCACUGCCCAGCUCUCCCUGAGCCCAGAAAAGGAAAUGUUUUUCCCUUUAAUCUCUUUCUAUUAUCGAGAUCCCGCUGCUACCGAUAAGAGAAAUAGGAAAAGCUUUUUCAGACUGAGGUGUGAAUUUGGAAACAGGUCCCAGACAGCCCAGGAUGACCCGGGUCUGGGAUGCUCUGGAUCUGGGACUGGGAACUCCCCACUGCUUGGUGAUAUCUGACACUGUCCAGUGUCCCCAGUCGUGCCUUCUUCAGCUUUGCAUCUGACUCCUUCUGGUGCUCUGGUCUAGUGUUUACUUUGGUGAAAUGUUGUAAAGAAGCCAAAUAAACACAGGUGACCUGGAGGUGGUGUCACAGCAGAUCCAGCUUGCACAGCCUGCACAAACCAAACCCAGCUCACCAGACGUCCCCCACGCCACAGCCCGGCUGUGGGGCAGGAGAGGAGCGGCCACAGGGACAGCAGGAUGGGCAUGGUGCUUUCCCAACAUGGCUGGUGCCAGCUGGUGUCGAGUUUACACGUGAGACACUCGUGUUUCUGCGCUGUGCAGAAGGGAUCCAUGCUUGGAGGGCUGCGGCCCCAGGGCUGUGCUGGGAUGCUCCUGCUCCAGGUGCCCUCCGGGGAUCCUGAGGUGUGCACGGGAGCAGCUUUGGGAGCUUGUGGGGCCUUGUCCAAAGCAGUGGAUGCUCUGAAUGGGCUGGGGAGCUCUGCUGUGGCUGCCGGGAGCACUGGGAGGGCACUGGGUGGCCUGGACCCCCUUCCUGGCUGUGCCACAUCCCAGUCAGACAUGCCCAACCUCUGGCAAAGCCCGGGCAGGGGCUGGAAGCUUCCCAAUACAGCUGCUUGUCCUAAGGUCCCCCCACAGCCCCUGCCACGUGUCCCAGGCCCAGCCGAGUUUACCAAAACAGCAGAAAAGAACUCCCCUGAGACAGGGAGCCCUGAUCCAGGGGGAGCUUUCCCCACGAUAAGAUAACAUUGAGGCGUUUCAAAGGGAGGCAGAAACUCCUGGCGCUGCCGAUAGCAGCGAAGCCCUUUCCCAGUGCCCGCAGCGGGGUCUCCUUCCUCCAGGGUUUUCAUUUCCUCACGGCAAACAUUUCUGACGGGUGGCUUAUCGGCUGUGCCUGCCCCGGGUAAGGGCAACGAGGGAUGCCAGCUCUGCCACCGGUAUGUGGGCUGGGGACGGGCCACGUGCCUGCUGGGAUAUGGUGACGUGGGGCCAGCCUGUGGGUGUUUGUGGCGGGGUUUGGUCUGACGUGGGUUUUUAGGGCACGUGGGAGUUUGGUUUUGGCAGCGCUACGUGAGCAGGAGAACUGCCUUAACUGCCCUGCCUGCUUCAUGUGCUAAAAAAAAGACCAUAAAUACCAGCUCGGUGUCUGUCUUGCUCAGAACUGCUUUUUCCUGCUCAUGCCGGUGGAGACAACCCGGGCCUGGAGUACGGCACAUUCUCGCUGUGUCCCCAUGCCCCAUCCCACAGUCACGGACCCACGGGCAGGGGACAGAGAUGUGUCCCUGAGAUGGGAGGGUUUGGGUGCUGUCAGGGGCUGCCUUCACCCCAACAGCUCUGUGCACCCUCACUCACAGGCUGCGUCCAUGGCUGCAGCCCUCGGGCAGGGGAUGGUUCUGGGGUUCGGCUCAGGGGUGUUCCUGGGUGCCACUCAGGGAUGCUCCCAGGAUGUCCCUCAGGGAUGCUCCCGGCCCCAGCAAGGCCCAGCCUCCUCUGGGAGUGAUGUCAUGCCACCGACGCUCACACAUCCGACAGGUCUCUGUGCUGCAGGUCUGAGUCCAGGAGGAGCCAGGUGUCUGUCUGUCCCUGUCCCUGUCUCUGUCUCAUCCCAUCUGAGGGUGGGAAGGGGUUAACGGUGCCCGGGUUUGCCCCACUCCCCUCCCAAGGCCCGUUCUGGCCUAAGCCUGCCCUGGACGCACCUGCCAAGGGUUAACCCGGCCCGGGCUGUUCAAACACCUCGGCUGAGGUAAGCGCUGCUUGUUUGUUCAGGUAAAUAAGGAAGGAAUUGGAUAUAAUGGGCAAAGGCGGCUCUGGCUGAGCCCUGACACUCACUGCCGGCAUCCCCCUCGCGCAGCCGUGCCGGGCUUGGUCCCUGUCCUGCCCCCGGAGCCACUCGGGGUGCCCGGUUCUCACUCCCGUCCCGGCCCGGUGCCGAUGAGGCUCAGCCCGGCCGCGCUGCCGCCGCGGAGCAGGCGCUGAGCGGGGCGCGGUGCUGCCGGCCGCACUCCUCGCCCGUGCUCGGACACCUCAGCCGGGGCCAUGUCCCCCGCAGACACCGCGCCGAGUGCCGCAGGGACGGCUCUUGCCACCCUGCGCUGGCAUCCAUGUGGCUUCUGAGCACGCACACCCUCGAGGUUUGGAGGCAGCGCUGAGCGGAGGGAUGGGCAGUGCCAGCCCCGGGCUGACCGCUCUGCCCCCCGGCCGCCUCGCCUGGCCGGAGCCCACGCUGCUGCCACCCCCGCGGGACCCCGACCCCCGGAGCUGGGGCUGCCCGGAGAGCCCCAGCCCCCCCAGCACCCCCGAGCAGCCCGUGCCGGCCUUCUGCCUGCACUACUUCGACAUGCUGUACCCGGAGGACACGGCCUGGGCCACCAAGGGCGCCGGGGAACCGUCCCACGGCAGCGCCCAGGGCGGGCGGGAGGAGGCGCGGAAGGAGCCGGAGCAAUGUCCCAUCAUCGACAGCCAGGGCCUGGGGCUGGGGCCCGAGGGGGACCUGCAGGACAGCCUGCACCUGGAGGAGCACUCGCUGGAGCAGGUGCAGAGCAUGGUGGUGGGCGAGGUGCUGAAGGACAUCGAGACAGCCUGCAAGCUCCUCAACAUCGCCUCAGACCCCACGGACUGGAGCCCCGGGAAUGUGCAGAAGUGGAUCCUGUGGACGGAGCACCAAUACCGGCUGCCGCAGAUCGGGAAGUCCUUCCAGGAGCUGUCGGGAAAGGACCUGUGUGCCAUGUCCGAGGAGCAGUUCUGCCAGCGCUCGCCCGCCUGCGGCGACAUCCUGCACGCCCACCUCGACAUCUGGAAGUCUGCCGCCUGGAUGAAGGAGAAGGCUGCCCCUGGAGACGUGAGAUACUGCGGAGGUGACACCAGCUGGGCCGACAGCGAGGUGGACUCGUCCUGCUCCGGCCAACCCAUCCACCUCUGGCAGUUCCUCAAGGAGCUGCUGCUGAAACCGCACAACUACGGGCGCUUCAUCCGCUGGCUCAACAAGGACAAAGGCAUCUUCAAGAUCGAGGAUUCGGCGCAGGUGGCCCGGCUGUGGGGCAUCCGCAAGAACCGCCCGGCCAUGAACUACGACAAGCUGAGCCGCUCCAUCCGGCAGUACUACAAGAAAGGAAUCAUCCGGAAGCCCGACAUCUCCCAGCGCCUCGUCUACCAGUUCGUCCACCCGGUCUGAGCGGCGGCGGGACC